AAAUAGGUACAGGGGAUGGCCAGAGGCUGCGGACACAGUACAUACAGGGGAAGGCCAGAGGCUGCGGACACAGUACAGGGGAAGGCCAGAGGCUGCGGACACAGUACAGGGGAAGGCCAGAGGCUGCGGACACAGUACAUACAGGGGAAGGCCAGAGGCUGCGGACACAGUACAUACAGGGGAAGGCCAGAGGCUGCGGACACAGUACAUACAGGGGAAGGCCAGAGGCUGCGGACACAGUACAUACAGGGGAAGGCCAGAGGCUGCGGACACAGUACAGGGGAAGGCCAGAGGCUGCGGACACAGUACAGGGGAAGGCCAGAGGCUGCGGACACAGUACAGGGGAAGGCCAGAGGCUGCGGACACAGUACAGGGGAAGGCCAGAGGCUGCGGACACAGUACAGGGGAAGGCCAGAGGCUGCGGACCUGCGGACAUAGUGCAGGAGAUGACCAGAGACUGCGGACAUAGUGCAGGAGAUGACCAGAGACUGCGGACAUAUUACAGUGUAUGAACCA
Staurois parvus is the source of this 516-nucleotide messenger RNA. The record is from the annotation of a GenBank genome assembly. NCBI's taxonomy places the organism in Eukaryota, Metazoa, Chordata, Amphibia, Anura, Ranidae.